This is a messenger RNA of Theobroma umbraticum, 4124 nucleotides long. The record is from RefSeq and is a predicted model, not a curated record. NCBI's taxonomy places the organism in Eukaryota, Viridiplantae, Streptophyta, Magnoliopsida, Malvales, Malvaceae.
UACAAUACAUUUGGGAGAACUGCUGCAAGUGCAACAAGAAGGGAGAGCAUAUUGUAUAUCUAAUGAAAUGAGUGAAGAAAAAGUUCAUGAAGUAUUGGACGGCGCUGGCUUGCGCAUUGAACAAUAAAGAAAUAUCAAUGGUAUGUGUUGACAAUUAUUAUUUGUUUUUUACUUUUCAGGUGGUUUCCAAAUUUAACAGUGGCAAACAUCCGAUGCUUCUUGGAAAGAGAUUUUCUAUUAUAUUGACUACUUCACCAUUUUUUCCCUUGAAGAACUAACUAGUGCAGCCGUGGGACCUUCGUAUGAACCAUCUAUGAAAGACUAUGCCACAAGGCAUAGCAGAGGUGAGCCCUUCAGUCCAGUGGGCCUUGCAGUAGGUGGUGCCAGUCAGAUACAGCAGGAUAGAUUGGGUACCAAUCGGCCCCAUCAAUUACAGCAACCUCCUCCAAGCACUGCAUGGCCACAGUUCUCCCAGUUUCCCCCAUUGAGCCACAAUCAGCCAUAUGGUCUGCAGCAGCAGCAGCAGCAGAGCAUCAACCAACCCUCUCAAUUGCAGGCUGUUGCAGAUGGUGGAUCUGCAGAACAUAUUGCAAUCACAGGACACUCGCACUCACUGCCACAAGCAGAUUAUACAAGGUGCAGUGGGCAGGUGCCUUGGUGUCCAGUGGAUCCCAUGGUUGUCGGCCCUAGCCAAUCACAUCCCCAACAGUCCUCAUUGAGCCAUGGCCAAUCUAUUGAACAACAGCAACUGCAGCCACAGGCAAGCCCUUGCCAGCCUCAGUCAUCCCUACUACAAGAUAAUGUUGAUAUUGAACAUUCACACUUGUCACUUACAGAUUCUGCCUUGAGGGGUAUUAGAUGUGCACUGAGGUACUCCACUGGCCCAACAACCAACAAAUCUUACCUAGAAAAUCAGGAUCAGUUGGGCCCCAUUGAACUCCAGUCUGAGCAGACCCUGCAGAGCCAGGAACAGCCACAUCAAAUGCCACAGCUCCCUGAAAAGAAGAAGAGGGGAAGAGGUCCCACUCGCUGCCUCUUCUUGAAUGACCUGGCAGAUGGUGAGCGGAUAUUUGUCCAUGUCAACAAGCUCCGACAGCCUGUUGGUCCUGAGUCAGCCAAGCUAAGCAGCUUCCUGGACACUAUAGCAUGGAAUGGACACAGGGCACCCCUUAAUUUUGUCACUGGAGGGCAAUGCCAGAUUCUUACAAAGAGGGAAUGUGGGAAUAUGUUCAGACAAAGUUGACCUUGAUCCAAGUUGCAAGUCUUGGGUCAUGCGGUCUCCUGCUACAAAAUGGAGGGACUGGAAGGCAGAGUUAAAGGCAUCAUAUUAUGAUGCUCUGAAUACCGAUGAAGAGCGCUUGAAGGUACGUGAUCCACGGGUGGUUCCUGAGCAAUGGCUAAGCCUUAUCUCAUAUUGGAACUCUGAUGACACAAAGGUAUGUGAGGAGCAGCAAUUGCAAAUUCCAAUUCCUCUAUUCUGGUGCAAAUUUUAUUGGUAGUUCAAAAUUCUCCUCUCUAGCAUUAGAAAUGUGGAAACAUGUUCUCUACAUAUGCCAUUUGUAGAAGCGUUGUGCUACAAAUAAGGCUAACCGUGCAAAACAGUAGGGCGGACAUGCAUCAGGCACCAAGAGUUAUGCAAGGAUACGUGAGGUGGAGGUAAUUUCUCAUGUUUUGCUUUUUUCGUUUUGCAAUCCAUAUUGAAAGCAGUUGUUGCUGUUGCUGUGGAAAUAGCGAAACAAGAGGCCAGAUGGGAAGGAGCCUACUAGAGCUGAGCUUCAUUAUUAACACUGACACGCAAGAAUGGGCAGCCUAUUGAUGAGACAGCGACAGCAUUUAUUUCAAAACUCCGCAAACAAGCAGCUGAGAAACAGAAUAACUCACAAGGUAGUGAUGAGUCAAAUGACACCUUCUGUCAAGUUAUGGGAGAAGAAAAACGCAACCAUGUGCAAACUUAUGGAUUGGGUGCCACUCAUACUGCUGUUUUUGGCCCAAGACAUAGUUGUGAUGACCUUGUGAGGAUGGCUUCUGAUGCCAAAAAGUGAGCAACUGAAGAGGUGAGCAAGAUGGUGGUGAAAAUGGAGGGCCAUGGAGGAAAAAUAUGCACUUUUGGAAACUACAUAGCUAGAAUGAAUUCAAACAUGGAGAAGUUUCUUGAGAAGAUUGGUGGAUCUUCAAAAAUUUUGGGUUCUGAACAGGUAACCUUUUGGGUUCAUACACUCAUACUGUUAUGCUGAUUUCUAACUGUUUCUGAUACUCUCAAAUCUCCCAAGCACUCAAAGCAGCUACAAUGAUCAUCAUCAUCAAGUCAUGCAGAUUCAAUGAGUUGAUUUUUUUUUUAUUUUAUUUGAAGGUUUCUUUGUUUCUUUUUCUCCUUAUUUGCCUUGUAAAUAUUUAGUAGUGACCUUUUAUUGGGCAUGUUAACUAAUUAGCUUAAAAUUGUAAAUGUUGCAAGUGCUGAUAAACAUUCUGUUUUGGUCAAGUUGGUCUUGAAAAUGAGGGGCUCUGAGCAUGUAGGGUUCUAAGCAUAUAGGCAAGUAUUUGGUGGGCAAAACUAUUAUGAAAAGUAUUAUAGAAGAUUGAUAGAAAAUUAAAUUUCCAAAAACCUAAGGACAAUAUCUUGACUGUUGAAAACAUAAAUGGUUGCAGAAUUGCAUUUGCUAUGGAGUUGAAAUAAUUGGAUAUUUUAGGAAGUAGGAUUUCAUGCAUUUGUCGUUUGGUUUUAAAAGUGUUUAAUAUAAUUAGCACAUAUAAUGUGGAAAUUGUAGCGUAUGACAUUGGAAAACUGUCUUUCUGCAAGAGGUGCUUUGGACUUUGGAGGUGUGAGAUUAUGGUCUAUAGUCUAUACACACUUCUAUAAAAGUAUGUGAUUUAAUGGAGGAUACCCAUGUGAAAAGGGGGAAUGAAGGCCAAAGAAUAUUGGUGGAAACCAUGAAAGGAGAACCUGCUUGGUUUUUUUUUUUGAUCUUCUUAGUAUAAGGUCCUAAUACUGCAUGAGAUUGUAAUGUGAUCUUAGUAACCAAACCUGCCUUGUUGGAAUUCGGAAAAGGCUUCGACUUCAUCACUGGUUGUGGAAUGGUUUUCUUGAAAACUUACUUAUUGUGGGAUUUUUAGAUUUUAUUUUAAGUGAAUUAGUUGUUUGCAAAUUACAAAACUUGCAAAGAUCUUCAUGGGCAUGUAUGAUAUUGCCUUCCAUGGAUGCUACAGCCUAUUACUAAUCUGUAGAGGCUCUCUUGUAUCAACUUGUCAAUGGCAUAAGGAAAACGUCUUUUUCGUUGUUUCAUAUUGGCCCUUUGAAAUCUUUGUACAUUUUGUCAUUCCAGCUAUGCAUCAGGGUUAUGUUAUAUAAUUCCAGUUCUGCCAAUAAAUUGUGUAUAAACAUUGUCCUGACUUUUUUCAGGCUGCAGAUGCAGAGGAUGAUGCUUAAUGGACUUCACCAACAUUUUGUUGGACUUGGCUUUAUGCUGAUUAUAAUUGGACGGUGUUUUUAUGGUGAACUUUUGAAAAAUGAAUCAUUGAAUGCAGUUAAUUAAUUCUGAUUGAAUUGAAAUGAUUGCAAUUGUUUAAGUGAUAUUUGGUUGGGGAUUUUCACGGAGUCAAUCUGAUUAGAAGUUAUGAACCGUAUAAUUUUUAUAUUCUUCCACCAUAAAUUGUCUCUCACAGAUUCAUUUAGACAUUUUUUGUGUUGGCCAUAGCCACAAGGGGUGACGUAGAACAGUCACAAUCAAAGUGCCGUAAGUUCAACAAUCAGAAACAGGGAGGAAGGCUCCUUGAGGAUUAAUUAAAGAAGAAGAAGCAGUCAGAAACAAGAAGGAAGGUUCCUAGAGGGUUCCUUGAAGAAGACAAGGCAGUGAAGUCAAUGGAGUAGUUGAAGUAGCAACUCGAUAGCUUCUUUAUAUAUGGGAGGAAUUCCUUCUCUUAGGCACAAACCACAGUUUUCUGGUCUUUCUCUAGCCCCGCGACUCGUUUUACUUCCAUCGAUGGCGAUAUUCUUAAAGAAUCUUAAGAAGACGGAUUUGGAGAAACGAUUGACGAUCCCAAGCAAAUCCCUCCAUUGUUUCCCUCCUCUAAGUGACAAGCAUACGGUGGAUUUUGCGGUUAAAGACGAGGAGAGUGGCCAUGUCUGG